AUGGGAGCAUGUAACUGCAAAGUAAAAUAUAAAUGCAGGAAAAAAAGCAAUAAUGAACAAGUAGGAUCGACCCUAGAUAGAGUAAUCAGUCAGUCUUCCAAUGAAGAUCAGUGUUUGUUAUACAAAUUAGCUAAUUACAAAAAGGGUGGCGAAUUAAUAGAUGCGUAUAAUAUCGGAGGGCUGAUAGAAGUUGAGAAAUUAAUACGAGAACAAUUCGGCCAAUUGAUGUAUCAAGAUGGAAAGGGUCAAAUUAUAAAUAGAUCUGAAUAUCUAAGGUGGAAAUUCAGAGAUCACGACCAAGUGACUCUGCCUAUUGAAGCAUCUUUAAGUAGAUUUGAUCCUUUGGGUAAAUGGGCAGACCAUGAAGCUUGCUGGCAAAUGCAAUAUAGGGGAUCUCUUGGAGAAUCUUUGUUGCAUGUUCUAAUAAUAUGCGACACUAAAAUUCACACCAGAUUGGCUAGAACUCUCAUCAGAUGUUUUCCUAAGUUAGCUGUUGAUGUUGUAGAGGGUGAGGAAUAUUUAGGUGCUAGUGCGUUGCAUCUAGCUAUAGCCUAUAGCAACAACGAAUUGGUGCAAGAUUUAGUUGAAGCUGGUGCCAAUGUAAACCAAAGAGCUAUAGGGAGUUUUUUCCUUCCUAGGGACCAGCAGAAACCUAAGCCUGCCAAAAACACAGAGUAUGAAGGUUUAGCAUAUCUUGGAGAGUAUCCCUUAGCAUGGGCUGCAUGUUGUGCCAAUGAAAGUGUAUAUAAUUUACUUUUAGAUAGUGGUGCAAACCCAGAUUUACAAGACAAUUUCGGAAAUAUGAUAUUACAUAUGGUUGUGGUUUGUGACAAGUUGGACAUGUUUGGAUAUGCUUUGCGACAUCCAAAGUUACCCGCUAGUAAUGGUAUUGUGAAUAAUGCUGGGCUAACUCCAUUGACAUUAGCUUGUAAGCUAGGUAGAGCAGAAGUUUUCAGGGAAAUGUUAGAACUGAGUGCUAAAGAAUUUUGGAGGUACAGUAACAUUACAUGCUCAGCAUAUACUUUGAAUGCUCUAGAUACCUUACUUCCGAAUGGUUCAACAAAUUGGAAUUCAGCGCUAUUUAUCAUUCUAAACGGAACUAAGGAAGAACAUUUAGAUAUGUUAGAUGGAGGGAUAAUUCAAAGAUUAUUGGAAGAAAAAUGGAAAACAUUUGCCAGGAACCAAUUUUUGAAAAGAUUACUUAUUUUAAUUCUUCAUCUUGUGUUAUUAUCAUUAGCUAUUUACUUAAGACCUGAUGAUCCUGACGAGUCUUUGUUAGGAUGGAGUGAUGAACCUCAAGUUAUUUCUAGAUAUGUGUGUGAGAUCGGUACAAUCUUAGGGGUUUUAAGCUAUGUAAUUCUGCAACAAGGUGACGAAAUUAGAAAUCAAGGUUUUUGGACAUUCCUAAAGCAGCAAUCAAAUUCACCACCAAAAAUAAUAUUUUUGAUAUCGAAUCUUGCAAUUUUGGCUUGCAUUCCCUUAAGAAUAUAUGGAGAUAAAAAUACCGAAGAAGCAAUAUUGGGUUUUGCAGUACCCGGAUCAUGGUUUCUACUUAUGUUUUUUGCAGGAGCAGUACGUUUAACAGGUCCAUUUGUGACUAUGAUCUACAGUAUGAUCACUGGUGAUAUGUUAACAUUUGGAAUCAUCUACAUUAUUGUUCUUUUUGGAUUUUCGCAGUCAUUUUAUUUUCUGUACAAAGGAUUUCCUAGUGUUAAAUCGACUCUUUAUGAAACAUAUGCUACAACAUGGAUGGCUUUAUUUCAAAUUACCUUAGGAAAUUAUGAUUAUCAAGAGUUAUCUCUAACAACCUAUCCUGGUAUCAGUAAAACAGUAUUUGCGUUAUUUAUGGUAUUUGUUCCUAUCUUAUUAUUGAACAUGUUGAUUGCAAUGAUGGGAAAUACCUAUGCCCAUGUUAUAGAACAAAGUGAGAAAGAAUGGAUGAAGCAGUGGGCUAAAAUUGUAAUUGCAUUAGAAAGAGCUAUUCCACAAUCAGAUGCUCAUCAUUAUUUACAAGAAUACAGUAUAUCUUUAGGGCCAAGUGAAAUACCUGGUACUGAACAGCGUGGUGUGAUGGUGAUCAAGUCUAAGAGUAAGACAAGAGCCAAACAAAGGAAAGGUGCUGUAGCAAACUGGAAGAGAGUGGGAAAAGUAACUAUAAAUGCAUUAAAGAAGAAGGGACUUACAGGGGAAGAAAUGAGAAAUCUAAUGUGGGGUAGAGAAUCGAUAAAUACACCGAUAAAAUUGAAAAACACUAAACAAGCUGUCAAAAACAAUCGUCCUGCUAAUCUAGGAGCUUUUGGAGAAGCUUUAUCUUCUGCUCUGGAUGUGAUGGCAUUUACAAAUGAUUUGAAUAUAGCUAAUGGAACAGUUGGGUCGAAUAUGCAAAAUGAUAUAAGAUCUUCGUCUAAUCAAAAUGAACAGGUACAGAUUAAAAUGUGGACAGACAAUCCGAAUUUACCUGAAAAUACCUUACAACCAACAGAUAAUUCCAGUACAUUGUGUUUCAAUGCAGGAGCUCCAAUGUUGCCAAAUGUGGAUCAAUUUCAAGGUUCAAAAAGCAACAUUGAACAAAACGAAAGGACAAUGCUUCAGACAAUACCAGAAAUCAAUUUUAAUACUGCACCACUUCUUCCAAAUAAAAAGAACGAUCCUCUAAGACUGCUGGUUAUAUAUUCAGAAGAUCCCAAAUGUGAUGCAGAAGUACUUAAACAACUUGCUUUUGCUGCAGCAAACUUGUCAGGUAUCGAUAAAGUAUCCACUAAGCGAGAAGUAGGUGUUAAAGUAUUAGCAGGAAUAUUUGCUGGAACAGAAGAAUUUGUCAGAAAAGUUGAACAAACAGUGAAAAAUACGUAUUCUAUUCUUGAUCCUAGUGAUAGUGAUGGUAUAGGAGGAACAAAAAUCCUUGGACAGAUAUCCAGAAAUAGGAGAGCAAAAUCAGCAAACAAAAGACUUUCUGCAAAAUUGAAAGAAGACAAGCAGAAACUGAUGAGUAGCUCAGAUUCAAGCUCAGUUGAUACAUUAAAUGUAGAAGACAGUAAAGCAUCAAUGGACUUAGAGUGCGCUGAAGAAAAAGUCAAUAAUACUAACGAAUUGAGCACACCUAGAGAAGUUACCUUGUAUGAAGAGCCAUUGUCUACAGCAAUCUCUGAAGCAGGGCUGAUACAAGAAUUAGGAGAAGGUCAUCCUAGUCAAUCAGGAAACACAACAUCAAUCAAGAAGAAACGGCCAAAAACAGGAGUGAAACAUAAUAAAGUGUCUCCUGUAGAUAAGAGAGCUCUCAAAUCGGCUAGUAAACCAUUGAACUCCGAUAGAUCUGAAUCGCCAGAUCCACUAGAACCAUGGAGUACAAGAAAAAUCGCCAAUAUGAACAAAAUAUUGGCUUGGGAAAAUGAACAUGAUAGCAUGUAGCACUUCCAAAUUGCUUUUUUAUUUCAAAAUCAAAUUUUUAUGAUCAUACAACUAUGCUGUUUUAGUUUGAAUCAUUUUCCAUUCCUAUUGUAGGUGUUUUCCUACAAUUUUUUCGAUAUUAUUUAUUUUGUGUAUUUAUUAAUUAUUAAAAUAAAUUUUUUUCAACAAGAA
Messenger RNA from Harmonia axyridis, 3579 nucleotides. RefSeq lists its product as uncharacterized. Gene Ontology annotation, biological process: calcium ion import across plasma membrane. The transcript is spliced from 20 exons. Gene Ontology annotation, molecular function: calcium channel activity; protein binding. Bases 1 to 3408 code for a protein of 1135 amino acids. Lineage: Eukaryota; Metazoa; Arthropoda; Insecta; Coleoptera; Coccinellidae. Gene Ontology annotation, cellular component: membrane. The record is from RefSeq and is a predicted model, not a curated record.